UAUCAGUAUGUAAUAACGCUACCGUUAAGUUAGCUACUUUCCUUUAGCGGAUGUGCUAACAUUAUCGAAACGAAAACCCUUUGCCAUCAACGUCAGCAGUAUUCAUAAAUAUACUUACAGCGUAUUAUUAGCGAGUCAAGGCUACUCUGCGAGCUAACACUAAACUAAGCUAGUUGUGUGGCAUUUUGAGUUUAUGGCAGACAGUGCUAGCUGAUAAUGUAAGCAAGAUAAACAGCAACGACUUCCUUAUAGUGUGUGAUCUUGGAUUUGAGUGGUACUGGAAAUUAUAUAUAUAUAAGUGUUGUAGGCUAUGAGUGUGGGUGAUGGAGGACAAUGAAUGUGGGGACUUGGACUACCUGGUCCAUGAUGAGGACACCUUCAUUGAGGGCAUCAGCAACCAGGUCUUAUUUGUUGUGGUACUCACUAUCACCUUCCUUGCAGGCCUCCUCACUCUGCUCUGCAGACAAGAGGAGCAGAACAUUCAUCCAGAGAAUCAAGAGCAUGUGCGAGCAGUGAGACAGCAGCUCCAAACAGAGCAGGAUGAAAAUUCACAGUCGGAGGCGAGGCAACAGUAUUACACAGACAUGUCUUGUCCUGUGUGUUUACAGCAGGCUGUACUGCCUGUAGAAACCAACUGCGGACACCUUUUCUGUGGCUCCUGCAUUAUAGCCUACUGGAGGUAUGGCACAUGGCUGGGUGCCAUUCACUGUCCCAUCUGCAGGCAAAUGGUAACGCUGCUUUUUCCACUAUUUCAUGAGAACGCCGCUCCUCAGAGGGUCCAGGAUGGCGAGGCAGAACCUCAGCUGAUAUUAAGAGACCUUAACGAUUACAACCGCAGGUUCUCAGGCCAGCCAAGAUCUUACAUGGACAGGCUGCGCGAUGUGCCCACCCUGCUCCGCCACGCAUUUAGGGAGAUGUUCUCUAUGGGUGGCCUCUUCUGGAUGUUUAGAAUUCGAAUUAUUCUCUGCCUAGUGGGAGCGCUCACCUACCUGGCAUCGCCGCUCGACAUCAUCCCCGAGGCGCUUUUCGGUCUGCUGGGAUUCAUGGACGACUUCUUUGUGAUCCUACUUCUCUUUGUGUACAUCUCUAUCAUGUACAGGGAGGUGGUUACACAGAGACUGUAUGGUUAGGUGCUCAAAAGACGCCUGUGCUUGGUGCGGGAAGAGCGAACGCAGCAACUACGGGACAUGUAUUGACUGAAUAAAAGGAGAGCAGUUCAAAAAGAAAUGCUGGUUCUCUCAGAGAGGUUUGCUUUGAAGCCUGGGAUGUGACUUCCUAACUGGAGAGGGAUUGACAAACAAGGAACUCUGGAUAUUGGCUCUGUAUAUAUAAUUCUACAGUAUGGUUGAUAGAUCUAAUGACAUCAAGGCGAAAAAACAUCAAUUAAAGGGAAUGAAUGAAGGCAUUACAACAAGUUGUUUCAGAUAAUUGUACAUUGUAAUUAUGGAAACAAUUGUGUAACUUAAUGUGAUCUUUAAUUACUGUAUUAAUGGCAGUGUCUUGAUUAUAUUGCAUUUUAAAGUUGGUCGUCAGCGUCCAGAAGGUCGUCUGUGAGCAGAUCUAGCGUUUUUAAACCAUACUGUGGCUAUUACAAGCUACUCUGUCAAUGAAACUGUUCAUGCACUUAAUUAAGUCAUCUGUGACUACUAUGCAUAUUCAUUCGAAUAACAGAUUUACAUGCAUGUGUGAAAAUCACUGGAUCAUGUUACUUCCAACUGUUUACAUUUAUUGAUGAAAAUGGAACCUGAAUCUGAGCCAACUGACCAUGCAUAGGACAACUUCAAUUUUUCCAAAAGAAUCAAAGAGAAAUUAAAGGUCAUUGAAUGUAAGCUCAUGGAUUUAUAUGAAUGUUGACUUCCCUUGACACUUGGAGAUAAUAUUGAGUUUGGACGUUUGUCUUCUGUACAGGAUCCUAAUCCGGCUCAGUGAGUGAACAAAGCUUCUCAAAUAACACAAUUAAUGUUUGCUUACCCGUUGGUCAAUUAAAAAAAUCAAUAUUUAAAAAUGAAA
This is a messenger RNA of Notothenia coriiceps (black rockcod), 2010 nucleotides long. RefSeq names its product ring finger protein 170 (gene rnf170). NCBI's taxonomy places the organism in Eukaryota, Metazoa, Chordata, Actinopteri, Perciformes, Nototheniidae. The coding region runs from base 324 to 1130 and encodes 268 amino acids. The transcript has 7 exons. The record is from RefSeq and is a predicted model, not a curated record. Gene Ontology annotation, molecular function: ubiquitin protein ligase activity.